This is a messenger RNA of Caenorhabditis briggsae, 1149 nucleotides long. It is a transcript of the gene Cbr-rpn-8, whose product is annotated as Protein CBR-RPN-8. Bases 1 to 1149 code for a protein of 382 amino acids. Gene Ontology annotation, molecular function: protein binding; metallopeptidase activity. NCBI's taxonomy places the organism in Eukaryota, Metazoa, Nematoda, Chromadorea, Rhabditida, Rhabditidae. The record is from RefSeq and is a predicted model, not a curated record. The transcript has 6 exons. Gene Ontology annotation, cellular component: proteasome complex; proteasome regulatory particle. Gene Ontology annotation, biological process: proteasome-mediated ubiquitin-dependent protein catabolic process.
AUGGCCCCAACUAACAACGAUGGAGGUGUUGCUACUGUUAAAGCUGUGGAUGUUUUGAAACAAAAAGCAGGAGCACAUCAUUGUCUUGGGAAUGUUCAUGCAAACCUUCCAGUAAACAAGGUGGGUGUUACUGAAAGUACGUUUAAGCUGUUUUUGUUCAAGGUGACAGUUCAUCCACUGGUUCUUCUCAGUGUGGUUGACCAUUUCAAUCGAGUGAGCAAAACCCAAAGUGUAAAGCGCGUUGUCGGAGUCCUUUUGGGCUCUAUGAAAAAGGAUAAGACUUUGGAUAUCGGAAACAGUUUCGCUGUUCCUUUCGAUGAAGACGACAAGGAUAAAAACACAUGGUUCCUUGACAUGGAUUACUUGGAGAGUAUGUACGGCAUGUUCUACAAAGUCGCAGCAAAAGAAAAAAUCGUCGGAUGGUAUCACACUGGGCCGAAACUCCACAAGAAUGAUAUUGCCAUCAAUGAACAACUGAAAAGAUUCUGCCCCAAUCCAGUUCUGGUGAUCAUCGAUGCUGAGCCCAAAAACAUUGGAUUACCAACUGAAGCGUACAUUGAAGUUCAAGAAGUGCACGAUGAUGGAACUCCGCCAAUUAAAACCUUCGAACAUGUACCAUCAGAUAUUGGAGCAGAGGAAGCAGAAGAAGUUGGAGUGGAACACUUGCUAAGAGAUAUCAAGGAUCAAACUGCUGGAACUCUUUCUCAGCGCAUCACUGAUCAAUUAAUGGGACUGAGAGGGCUUCAAUCACAGUUGGAAUCAAUUGAGAAAUAUCUUCAUGACAUUGUUCGUGGAACACUUCCGGUAAAUCAUCAUGUUAUCUACUAUGUGCAAGAAGUGCUCAAUCUUCUCCCUGAUGUAACUCAUCCUGACUACGUGGUCUCACAAAACGUUCAAACGAACGAUCAGUUGAUGUGUGUUUAUAUGGGAUCGUUGGUUCGUUCAGUUGUUGCGUUGCACAACUUAAUCGAUAACAAGUAUCAAUGUUUUUUGCUCCAGAUCGCUCUUCAAAAGGCUGAAAAGGAGCAAGAAAUAAGUGAAUCCGAUAAGAAGGCUGAAAAAGAGAAGAAGGGCAAAAAGGAAGAGAAGAAAGACGAGAAAAAAGACAAGGAUGUCAAACCAUCAAUUCCAAACACUCCGAAGAAGUAA